Messenger RNA from Hevea brasiliensis (rubber tree), 705 nucleotides. Its product is annotated as copper transport protein ATX1. The record is from RefSeq and is a predicted model, not a curated record. Lineage: Eukaryota; Viridiplantae; Streptophyta; Magnoliopsida; Malpighiales; Euphorbiaceae. The coding region runs from base 253 to 513 and encodes 86 amino acids. The transcript is spliced from 3 exons. Gene Ontology annotation, molecular function: metal ion binding.
AUCACAAAUUACCCAUAAAUCCGCGCGUUUUAUUUACGUUUCGCGAGGCAGUUGACACAUACAAUGUGAGCCUAAACAUAGCUACCGACCCGACUCGAUCCGAUCCAACGAACAGUCAUUAUUGUAAAAGCCUAUAUAAUUCCUCAGCCAGCAAACUUGCAAGCUCUAACACAAACACGCACAAGAAUCAAUCAGGGGGGAAAACAAAUCAAGAUUUCUUCUAUUCUUCACUUGUAUUGCACACCCAUAACCAUGUCUCAGACUGUUGUGCUUAAGGUUGGUAUGUCAUGUGAAGGUUGUGUUGGGGCUGUGAAGAGGGUUUUGGGAAAAAUGGAAGGUGUGGAAUCUUAUGACAUUGAUUUGAAGGAGCAAAAGGUUACAGUGAAAGGAAACGUGCAGCCAGAGGCAGUUCUUCAGACUGUUUCAAAGACUGGGAAGAAGACUUCCUUCUGGGAAGCAGAGGCACCUGCAGAGCCCGAAACAAAGCCUGCAGAAACUGUGGCUGUUGCUUGAUGUUAAUUCAUAUGCUUUAUGAACUAGUACUUCAAUGGAUCAUAGAUGGUCAAACUUAAUAUUUGCUGUGAUGUAUUUUGCCAUAAUUUAGCACCCUUAUGCGACACUUGGUUGUAAGCUACAAUAAUAACUUGGAAGCACUCUUAGGGCUGUGUGUAUUGUUAUUAAUAGAAAAUGUGCUUUAUGGUCGUA